Haemorhous mexicanus (house finch) is the source of this 2705-nucleotide messenger RNA. RefSeq names its product transmembrane protein 267 (gene TMEM267). The coding region runs from base 408 to 1067 and encodes 219 amino acids. The transcript has 4 exons. Lineage: Eukaryota; Metazoa; Chordata; Aves; Passeriformes; Fringillidae. The record is from RefSeq and is a predicted model, not a curated record.
GUCCCAGCCUGCUCCGCGGCCACGCAUGCUUCCUAACCGGCUCCCUGGGGCGCUUUCCAGCCCGCUGCCUCAGGGCUUCCCAGCCCGCUCCGGCCGGGAUCGGGCUGGCCGAGCCCCAUGGGGUGAAGGGCGGAUGGCGGCGGCCGCGCUCCAGGAUGGAACAAGUGGUGUUUGGUAUUUCCUGCACUGGACUGGGCAGACUGGAUUCAGAAAGCACAGAGGCUCAACACUGAGGCCUAGACUAUAGAUGUUGCCUACUGGAGUAAGGCACGUGCAGUGGAAAAAAAAUGUUCUCCUAGUCCCAGGGGACGUUUGAUUCUGAUUACUGGUGAGCUUUUUAAAGAAGAACUGACGAUACAAAGGACAAUGCACAGUGUGUGUCCUGAUGACAUUUUGUGUGCUGCAACAUGGUUCUUGUCAUGGCAUCUGAGACUGAAAAGGCCCAUGCUCUUCUCCAGACUUUCAGCACAGCGUCAGUUCUUUCCAGUCUAGGUUUGGGGAUAUUCUGCUUUGUAGCAGACAGACUCCUGCAGUUUUCCUUCAUUCAGCAAAAUGACUGGCUCCGAGCCUUAUCUGAUAAUGCAGUGCAUGGUAUACUGGGGAUGUGGUCCUGGGCAAUAGUGGUUGGACUCAGGAAGAAAAGUGACUUCACUGAGGUCACCCUGGCUGGCUUCCUUGCCUCUGUCAUUGAUGUGGACCACUUCUUUCUUGCUGGAUCUCUGUCAUUAAAGGCUGCUCUGACUCUUCCACGGAGACCACUUCUUCAUUGUUCUACUGUGAUUCCUGUGGUGGCUCUGACAUUAAAGUUUAUCAUGCAGCUUUUCAGGCUUAAGGACUCAUGGUGCUUUCUUCCCUGGAUGUUGUUCAUAUCCUGGACUUCUCAUCAUGUCCGUGACGGGAUUCGUCAUGGCCUCUGGAUCUGCCCAUUUGGAAAAACUCCUCCCUUGCCAUAUUGGCUGUAUGUGGCAAUUACAGCAUCUUUACCUCAUCUAUGUUCAUUUAUUAUGUAUUUAACGGGCACUAGAGAAUUAAUGUCCAUAAAACAUGGAAUCCGCAUUGACGUAUAGGAAUAAUGGCUUUUAAAGGCGGUUUGUGCAAGCACUUGAAAUAACCUGCCUGUCUGUCACUGAAGGGUUUCCUUGUGUUUCCUACACCUUCUGCAUUAGACAUUUUAAGGUUGUGGAGCCAAUUACAGCUCUUGUGUCAAUUCCUUGUGGUCACAGAACCUAUUUAAUGAAUGAUAAUAAUUUUAUAUCUGUACAUUUCCCUUGUACAGUGUGUGGUCUUCCAUGAUAGUUCAUGCAUAGCGAGCUGAUUAUGAAGUAUUUAGUUUCUCUCUGUAGUAAUUAAAUUACAUUUUACAUUACAUUUUACACCAUUCACUUUGGAUUUGUAUUCUGUCUCUGGAGAAUACAUUUCAUCCAGAUAGUAUUUGUAUAGCACUUUAAAAAUGUGAAGUUCUAUAUAAAUGCUAGGUAUUAUUGAGGAUUUAAUAGUGUAUGGCAAUUCUACAAAAAUCUCUGUUAGCCUUUCUAAUUUAUUAAUAUGUUAAGAGUCCUGCUGGAUUUUUGCAUUCAACCAUUUUAAAAGAAACACCACCUCUAUUCUCACUGCCUAUCCACACCUCUUUCCACCUGUAAUCACAGAGUGUUUUACUAAAUUCUGCAUCUCCCUGUAAUUGCUUGGUACUAAAUUUUCAGAUAAUUACUAGCCUCAAAAUUAGAAAGGAGUAGACAGAUUGAUAGUGAUAUUAUGGUGUGUUGGCCAAUUUGUUUAAUUUUUAAAAAUACAGUAAUUAUUAAUACUGUUUGAUUUGAAACUAAGGAAUUUUAGUAAAUAUUUAAGAAUUGUGUGAAGAUGCAGGGAGACACAAGAAAAUAAAAAUUGCUUGUAACACAGGUUUGCUUAAAGACAUUACUACUCAGUAAAGGAUUUUCCAUUAAGUGCAAUAUAAUCCUCAUAAGUGUAAAAUAAUGCAUUAUUAUUAUUGUUAUUAUUAUUAUACUACAGAAAUAUAAAUUUCCUCAUAAAGAAGAUCCAUAAGGAGAAGUGUUACUAUGCUGCAGUUUAUGAGGUAGUAAUUUGCACUAUGGACUAUUCAGUUUUCAUUUAUAGACAUCUCUCAGAAAGAGUCUCAAAUUAAAAGUUGUCUGGUCUUGUCUAACUAGACAAGACUGUCUAGACUUGUGUAGUUUAUGAUGUACAAGCUGAGAAUGUCUAUUAACAAUUUUUAAAUUUUUUAUUCACUGCCCAUUAAAGAGAUGGGGCCUUAACUACUCCAGCUUGUGAUGAAUAGCUGUCAAAGGGGAUCAUUUUUAUGGAACUGCAUGUAUAAGGUAGCAUGUGUUUAACUUAGGUUACCAAGGGGUGUAAGGGUUUACAUGAUGUGUACAUUUAGAUUAUUAAAUGUAUAUUAGAAUAAAGUUUAAAAAAAAAUAUUAAAUGGGAUGCCUGUCAUAAUGAGUACCAGAUGCUUUUUCUGUGGCUGCAGAAUCUGUAAGGCCGUAAGGCUCUUUGCAGCACUUUAUGCUAAUCAUGGAAAGUGUUGGACCUCUUUAAAAUGUGUCUUUGCACCAAAAGAAUAGUCCCUGUCCUGUCUGUUUGUCAUGUUAGAAAUGUAUGCCAAUGCAAACUUGCCUGAUAGUACAGUGAGCCUGUCUAGCCUUUAUUAUAAAAUGAAUAAAAGGUUUCUUUGUUGGAAAGAA